Molecule: messenger RNA, 3168 nt
Organism: Euleptes europaea (tarantolino)
Lineage: Eukaryota; Metazoa; Chordata; Lepidosauria; Squamata; Sphaerodactylidae
Gene: ADAMTS18
Product: ADAM metallopeptidase with thrombospondin type 1 motif 18
Exons: 20
Coding region: 144-3152 (1002 amino acids)
Biological process (GO): extracellular matrix organization; proteolysis
Cellular component (GO): extracellular matrix
Molecular function (GO): metalloendopeptidase activity
Source: RefSeq, a predicted model, not a curated record
UCCAUUACCUCAACACCUAGCGCAGGAACACAACUUCACGGCACCCGCUGGACACCACCCUCACGUCUUGUACAAACGGAUGGCUGAAGAGAAAGUUCACCGGUACAAAGUAGAUUCAAACCCCCACCACUUUCCCCUUGGCCAUGGCAGAAAUCACACUGCCCACAAGUAUCAUGUUCAAGCGAAUGAUUACCACCACGGAAGGUUUCAAAAGCAGCAUUUUUGUGGACGUCGCAAGAAAUGUAUACACACCUAAGCCACCCACAGAGGACACAUUCAUCCUCUCUGACGAAUACGGGAGCUCGACAAGGUUGAAAAGAUCCCCCGAUAAAAGCCAGAAAGGCGGAAGCUUGAAUGUGGAGACUCUGGUUGUGGCUGACAGGAAAAUGUUGGAGAAACACAGUAAGGAGAAUGUCACCACGUACAUCUUAACAGUGAUGAACAUGGUCUCUAGCCUUUUUAAGGAUGGUACGAUCGGAAGUGACAUCAACAUUGUGGUUGUGAGCCUUCUUCUUUUGGAGCAAGAACCCGGUGGAUUACUAAUCAACCAUCAUGCGGACCAGUCCCUAAACAGCUUUUGCCAGUGGCAGUCUGCUCUGGUUGGAAAGAAUGGGAAGCGUCAUGACCAUGCCAUCUUGCUUACCGGGUUUGAUAUCUGCUCCUGGAAGAAUGAACCGUGUGACACUUUAGGUUUUGCUCCCAUCAGUGGAAUGUGCAGCAAAUACCGCAGUUGUACCAUCAAUGAAGACACUGGGCUCGGCUUGGCGUUUACUAUUGCUCACGAAUCCGGACACAACUUUGGCAUGAUCCAUGAUGGAGAAGGGAAUCCUUGCAGAAAAGCCGAAGGUAACAUUAUGUCUCCUACUCUCACAGGCAACAACGGAGUGUUUUCGUGGUCAAUGUGCAGUCGGCAGUAUCUUAACAAAUUUCUCAGUACAGCUCAAGCGGCUUGUCUGAUCGAUGAGCCCAGACAAACUGGGCGAUACGAAUAUCCCGAUAAACUCCCAGGGCAAAUCUAUGACGCUGACACACAGUGCAAGUGGCAAUUUGGAGGGAAAGCCAAACUCUGCAACCUGAGUUUUGUGAAGGAUAUAUGUAAAUCACUUUGGUGCCACAGAGUAGGUCAUCGAUGCGAGACAAAAUUUAUGCCAGCGGCCGAAGGGACAACUUGUGGGAUAAGCAUGUGGUGCCGAAGAGGUCAGUGCAUACGGUAUGGAGACCACGGUCCCAAACCUGUUAACGGCCAGUGGUCCAUUUGGUCUGAGUGGUCCCAAUGUUCUCGGACCUGUGGAGGCGGCAUAACAUACCAAGAGAGACACUGCAAUAAUCCAAAGCCUCAGUAUGGUGGAAAAUUUUGUCAGGGCUCAAGUCGUAUUUAUCAACUGUGCAAUAUUCAGCCGUGCGCUUCUACCAGUCCUGACUUCCGUGCCCAGCAGUGUGCUGAGUAUAACAGCAAGCCUUUCCGUGGAUGGUACUACAAAUGGAAGCCCUACACGAAAGUUGAAGAGGAAGAUCGCUGCAAACUGUACUGCACUGCAGAAGACUUUGACUUUUUCUUUGCCAUGUCCAGCAGAGUGAAAGAUGGAACUCCCUGCUCUCUCUACAGAGACGAUGUGUGCAUUGACGGCAUUUGUGAACAAGUAGGGUGUGAUCGUCAGCUAGGAUCCAAAGCCGUUUUGGAUUCCUGUGGAGUUUGCAAAGGAGACAAUUCGACAUGCAAGUUUUUUUCUGGCCAUUACUUGACCCAGCAUAAAACUAAUGAUUAUUAUCCAGUGGUUACAAUUCCAGCAGGAGCUCGCAGUAUCGAAAUCCAGGAAUUACAAAUAUCCAGCAGCUACCUAGCUGUCCGCAACCUGAACAAGAAAUACUACCUAACGAAGGACUGGACAAUCGACUGGCCGGGAAAAUUCCAUUUUGGUGGAACAAUCUUUGAUUAUCAGCGUUCGUUUAACCUUCCAGAGAGACUUUCCGCCAUUGGGCCAACUAAUGAGACGCUUGUCUUUGAAAUCUUGUUACAAGGCAAAAACCCAGGUAUUGCUUGGCAGUACACAUUCUCAAAGAUGAUCAAUGAGAACAAGAUAUUCACCAAAGGACAUAGCUACUUGUGGGUGACGGUCCAGUCAGAUUGCUCAGCAACGUGUGGUGGGGGGCACUUAAUAGCAAAAGCUGUCUGUUUACAAGAUCACCGCACCCGAGUUAAUUCCUCUUUCUGUGGCCCAAGGACAAAAUCCUUAACAGAGACAAAGAUCUGCAAUACAAAUCCAUGCCCAGCCUAUUGGUCGGCAGGUGAGUGGAGCAUUUGCAGCCAGACCUGUGGCGGAGGAGAGCAAAGCCGUCAGAUACAGUGUGUCCAGAAAAAGAGUUUUAAGACGGAGGAAAUCGUGGCCCAUGCUCUCUGCCCUGUGAGCACUCCCGCGCAAAUACAGGCGUGUAAUAAUCAAGACUGCCCACCAGAAUGGAGUCCUGGCCCCUGGUCUCAGUGUUCCAAAACUUGUGGAAGAGGCAUUGCAAAACGGGACAUUUUUUGCAAAAGCAUGGGACCCUUCAUGAUGAAAAUCCUGCCGGAGAGCAUGUGCAAUGGCGAAGCGAAGCCCGAAACGCAACAGAUGUGUGUGUUGGGACGGUGUCCUAAAAAUGAACGUCUCCAGUGGGUCAUUUCUGCUUGGAGUGAGUGUUCUGCCACCUGUGGCCCAGGCAUAAAGAGGCGAGAAAUGCAGUGCAGCGAGAAGAGCAUCGGUGGCAAACUGAUCACUUUCCCCCAACGGCGAUGUCGGAACCUGAAGAAGCCAAACGUAGAACUGGAAGAAGCGUGCAACAGAGGAGUGUGUCCCCUGCAUCAUGUGUACAACAGGGUGUCAGGAUGGUAUUCUUCACCUUGGCAGCAAUGCACGGUGACAUGUGGUGGAGGCGUGCAGACACGGACUGUGCAGUGCCUUCGGCAGGGUCAGCCGUCAAUGGGCUGCCUGCCCCAUCAGAAGCCAGCGAUAUCAAGAGCUUGCAAUACUAAUUUCUGCCUUGCUCCUGAGAAAAGAGAUGAUCCUUCUUGCGUGGACUUUUUUACUUGGUGUCAACUGGUUCCCCAGCAUGGAGUUUGCAACCACAAGUUCUACGGCAAACAGUGCUGCAAAUCAUGCACGCGGAAGAACUUAUAAAAGUGGCUUCCUCUGA